Messenger RNA from Leishmania mexicana MHOM/GT/2001/U1103, 1626 nucleotides. Its product is annotated as putative katanin. NCBI's taxonomy places the organism in Eukaryota, Euglenozoa, Kinetoplastea, Trypanosomatida, Trypanosomatidae. Gene Ontology annotation, biological process: microtubule severing. Bases 1 to 1626 code for a protein of 541 amino acids. Gene Ontology annotation, cellular component: microtubule cytoskeleton. Gene Ontology annotation, molecular function: ATP hydrolysis activity; microtubule binding; microtubule severing ATPase activity. The record is from RefSeq and is a predicted model, not a curated record. The transcript has a single exon.
AUGCAAGCAUCUGUCGCGAGCGAGAUUGUGAAGGCCGUCCAUAAGGCCCGCAACUGCGCCCUCUACUGCGACUACAAAACCGCCCUUCAGUACUACAGCAGCAUUCGAAAUGAGAUUACCUUGCACACCCGCAGCAUCGACGACGUUCUCUGCAGCCGGUGGAUGAGUCUGCUAGGGGAACUGGAGAGCGAGGCGCAGAUCAUCCGCGAUACGCAGGCGGAACUGCACUUGUUCGUUGACCCUAAUGCUGCAAAGCGGCGCGAACCGCCUGACUGCGACGAGAAUCGCAGCAGUAGCAGCGCCGAGAAAGUUGUCGUGCCGAGGACGGGGACCAAAAAAAAGCCACGAAUAGGGGUCUCGCUCGCGAGCAGUGGCGGGUCCAACAUCAGCGUACAGAAUGCGAAACUCUACGGUGACAAAGACCGCUUCGGCCCGAUAGAGGGCCCGCAGAUCCCACCAGCUACGCGUCAGCCAGCGCGCAGCGCGGCCUCUUCCUACGCAGCGGUGUCGCCACCCUUCUUGAGCGGCAGCUCUCCGUCAACUGUGCCGCCUCGCUUCAGCCGUACCUCCUCGAGCAGCGGGGUCGGCGUUGGUCGACCCGUGGCUGCGGCAGCCAGUGUUGGUUUCCGUCAAGGUACUGGGGCCGCUACAAGGGGAAAAGUGAAGGGCAAGAGUGCAACGACCCGCUUUGUCGGCCGGCCUGGGGAGGAGGAGCUUAUUCAGCUCAUCGAGGCCGACAUGCACGUCGGCAAGCUGCCGGUCACGUGGGACGAUAUCGCGGGCCUUGAGGAGGCGAAGCGGCUGCUGGAGGAAGCGGUGGUAUACCCGGUGCUCAUGCCCGAUUACUACCAAGGCAUCCGCCGACCGUGGAAAGGCGUGCUCAUGUACGGUCCGCCGGGCACCGGCAAGACGAUGCUUGCCAAGGCGGUCGCUUCAGAGUGCAACACCACAUUCUUCAAUAUAUCCCCCGCGACGCUCACGAGCAAGUGGCGUGGCGACAGCGAGAAGCUUAUCCGCGUGCUUUUCGAGAUGGCGCGCCACUACGCCCCGAGCACGAUCUUCAUCGACGAGAUCGACUCCCUGUGCGGGCAGCGAGGCGGCGGCAACGAGCACGAGGCCUCGCGACGAGCAAAGGGCACGCUGCUGGCGCAGAUGGACGGUGUCGGGGCGGACACCGACAAGAUCGUCAUGGUGCUCGGCGCGACGAAUCACCCAUGGGACAUCGAUGAAGCGAUGCGUCGCCGCCUGGAAAAGCGCAUCUACAUAGCCCUGCCCGAUGCGGCGGAUCGCGUGGAGCUGUUUAAAAUCAACACAAAGUCAAUCAAGCUGGGAAGCGAUGUGGACUUUGUGAAGCUGUCCCAAUUGCUGGAGGGUCGCCACUACAGCGGCGCCGACAUCACGAACCUGGUGCGAGAUGCGGCUAUGAUGACUAUGCGGCGCUUCAUGAAGGAGGCGGACAAGACAACGUUGAAGGAGAACGCGGCGGAGAUUGGCCGGCAGGUGGCGGAGCAGCCCAUCAACAUGAGUGACUUUCUGGCCGCUAUGAAGAAGGUCCCGAGCAGCAUCAACGCCGACAACAUCAAGAAGUUCGAAGCAUGGAAAAAGGAGUUUGAACUGAACAUUUAG